Molecule: messenger RNA, 241 nt
Organism: Ambispora gerdemannii
Lineage: Eukaryota; Fungi; Glomeromycota; Glomeromycetes; Archaeosporales; Ambisporaceae
Source: the annotation of a GenBank genome assembly
AUGGAGGAGAUUAUUUUUACUGAUAUCAUCAAAUAUGUCUCAAAUAAAAUCGCUAAUCUUGAGCAGGAUGCCGGACUUUUUUUUAACUUAUGCGUUAAGCUUAAUAAUGAUACAUUGAUCACUGCUCAUCACAAUAUGAAACUCUUGGUAAGAUUGAUAGUAGACGAGAUCGAAGAAGGUGACGGAUAUAAAUGGAUGUUUACAACUAGACCUACCAUAUCAGUACAUCAUUCUGGUAUUG